This is a messenger RNA of Coregonus sp. 'balchen', 23241 nucleotides long. Lineage: Eukaryota; Metazoa; Chordata; Actinopteri; Salmoniformes; Salmonidae. The record is from the annotation of a GenBank genome assembly.
AUGUUGCCAUGUGUCUGCUGGAUCCAGCCUCUCCUCGUCUUUCUGUCCUCUGUCUUACGGGCUCAGGGGGAAAACUGCCCAGCGAGCUGCCUGUGCCCGGAUCCCCACACUGUGGACUGCAGCGGUCGUGGACUCACCCGUCUUCCUGAUGAGAUCCCUUUGGACAUCCGCAGGCUCCUUUUGUCUGACAACUGGAUCCCCCGCAUUCCCUCUGACUUCCUUGUGCUCUACAGUGACCUGGUCUACCUGGACCUGCGGAACAACUCUCUGUCCCACAUUGAGCCGGGCACCCUCAGCACCUCUUCCAGGCUGGUGUUUCUGGACUUGGGCAGCAACAACCUGACUGACAUCCCCUCGGGCACCUUUGGGCAGUCCCGUAGCCUGAUCAAACUCCGCCUGGGUAACAACCCCUAUCUGAGCAUGGUCAAUGAGGACGCGUUCCUGGGUCUCACCUCCCUGCGUGAACUGGAGCUGGAGCGUAAUGCCCUGUCUGGCCUUCAGGUGGGAGCGCUGAGCCAGUUGCCCUCUUUACGGGUGGUGAGACUGGAGGGCAACCCUUGGGUGUGCAACUGCAACUUUGCCAACCUGUUUGCAUGGCUGGAGGAAAACAGUCACAAGCUUCCGAAUGGUAAGUGGCUUCGUCAGGGGGAUGCUACUUUGCUUACAGCUUGCGUGACCUAAAAAAAAGGAAAGCCGUGCAAUACUAAGAUGAUAUUAUCUUAGCAAAUCUUAUGCCAUGCUAUUGCUGUGUGUUCUAUUUAUAUUUUCCCAGUAGAAAGAGGAACCCCUUCCUCUGUUCUAAUUUUGGCUCCCUCAUUAUUUUCCUGGCCGAACCCACAGUGCCAGGGAGAGUAAUGAAAGACAAUGAGAAACAAGCUCUGGGGGGAGACCUUCAGGGGCAUGGUCUCAGGUUAAUUUCACUACAGACUGCCUGCAGCUUCAUCCACAGCAGCAAAACAAACACAACAACAGAAAACCACCUCACGUUUACAAUUCUGCUUGAGCAUGAGAUGUUGCCAUGGCUGUGUGCGUAGUGUACCGUCCAAGCCAAACACCUGCCUCUCCCCUCAUGCCGGUGGUCUAUUAACGUUGUGCUAAAUCAAUCAAUUAGUGAGUGCUGUUUGUAUGACCAAUGUAACCAAACACUUCCUGUAUCCUUCCUGGUGGUGGAGGCUGUAGGCCAUCGGGUCCUUCACCAUUGUGUUUCUGCCUGGGUGAGUUAGGUAAUGUUACGGCACUGGUGUGUUGGCGGGGGCCCGUCUCUCUCGUUCUCUAUCUCUCCCUCUCUGUGUCUCAGGCACGAAACUCUGGAAAACAAACAAAAGACAAAGGGGAUGACAAUUCUCCCACAGGAGUGUGUAUCCCACAAAGGGUAACAUCUGCUUAUAUGGAGAUGAUUAGACUGAACAUCCAAACCCAGAGGUUAUUGUUGUGGGAUUCAUGUGUUAAUAAUGCAGAGGGAAACAAAGCCCCAUUGUGGAGAUGUUCAUUUCUUCCACUCUUUCAAGAUAGAAACAUAACAAAUCCCAGACUAUGGGAUUCACAGUAGGCUGCUAAGUAAAUACUCUGUAGCAAUUCAAUAGUUUCACAUUUUACAACUUCUUUACUUUCAGAAUUUACUCCACAUUACUCCAAUCACCAUUCAUUGUAUUUGGAGCUACUAACAAUAGGAGAGCCACAUGUUGUUUGCUUGACAUCACAUUUUAAUAUUAUUUAGAUAUUGUCCUUGAAAAUGCAGAGGACAUCUAUUCAUGAUAAUCAUUUUUGCAAGACUGUGUAUAGACCACCAGUUAAUAUAGAAUCCACUAACAUACAGCACACUAUGUUUGAAUAUUUGUACAAGUCAAAUAGUUCAGGUCUGCUGAAUAACCCCAGAUGAAUGUGGUAAAACACUAUGAUGACAUCUGUGGAUGUACAGUUUACUGUACAUGUGUACUGUAUUCAAUUCCAAGGCAAAGAUACACAGCAUAAACAUCAUGAAUACAUAAGUCGGCAUAUGAACCAAUAGAUACAGUACAUAAAUAAGCGUGCGCAGCUGUCACUGUCUCCGAGCCAAGGUCGUUCCACGGGGGACAUUACAUGACGAUCCACAUAAACAUGGGACAUCAACACAUUGUAAAGACAAACAUCGUCCCAUAAAAGCCUAAAUAGCUAUCUCAUGUUAUCUCUAUCCUUUUAAAAAUAUGGAGAAAGGAUUACUAAGAUAAACUAAUACAAUCGAUAAUUCAGUGGGUAGUGGGUAAAGCUGGUAACAGCCCAGGUAUCCUAUCCAUUAUGUCUGUGUGACUAGAUAUUGUAAACAUUACCCUGUGGAUAUGGACGUCAUGUUCACAUAAAGUUCUUUUUUUACCCCAUUUUUGUGAUUACAAUCUUUUCUCAUCGCUGCAACUCCCCAACGAGCUCGGGAGAGGCGAAGGUCGAGUCAUGCGUCCUCCGAAACAUGACCCGCCAAACCACGCUUCUUAACACUCGCUCGUUUAACCUGGAAGCCAGCCACACCAAUGUGUCUGGGGAAACACUGUUCAACUGAUGACCGAAGUCAGCCUGCAGGCGCCAGGCCCGCCACAAGGAGUUGCUAGAGAGCGAUGAGCCAAGUAAAGCCCCCCCGGCCAAACCCUCCCCUAAACAUUUUUACAUUUUUACAUUUUUACUCAUUUAGCAGACGCUCUUAUCCAGAGCGACUUACAGUUAGUGAAUACAUAUAUAUAUAUUUUUUAUACUGGCCCCCCGUGGGAAUCGAACCCACAACCCUGGCGUUGCAAACGCCAUGCUCUAUCAACUGAGCUACAUCCCUGCCGGCCAUUCCCUCCCCUACCCUGGACGACGCUGGGCCAAUUGUGCGCCGCACAUGAGUCUCCCGGUCGCGGCCGGCUGCGACAGAGCCUGGAUUCGAACCAGGAUCUCUAGUGGCACAGUUAGCACUGCGAUGCAGUGCCUUAGACCACUGCGCCACUCAGGAGAAACCUGAGGAGAAACUCAGGAGAAACCGGACGACACUGGGCCAAUUGUGCGACACCCUAUGGGACUCCCGGUCACGAUCGAACCCCAGGCUGUAGUGAUGCCGCAACACUGCAAUGCAGUGCCUUAGACCGCUGCGCCACUCAGGAGGCCCUCAUAACCUUACUUCUAUCUUAUUUUUUUAUCAUAGGAAUGCAAGUAGUUAUGUUUUGUAGAGGCUUGUGUGGACACAAGCAGUGGGUGGACAUUGCAAACUGCUGACAACUAACAAAAUCAUCCUCACACAUUUAGUUAGUUACCAUGCAAUUGCCACGCCUCUUCCUCUCCCUCCUACUCCUCAAUAAUAAAGCAUUCGCAAAAAGUUGGGUCUGCGAGAGAAAUAGAAGUUGAUAAAUUGGCAGGAAUACCUCAUUCCCCGUGUUAAGAAGCUGCAAAUGCAUUCAUCACUUGUCCUCAGUGUUAUCUACUGCAGGCUGUAAUGAAUGAUAUUAGAGAUGCUGGCCAAAGCACACAUCAGCAGCAACAAACAACAGGCCAUUGGCCCAGCCAGCCAACCCCUCUGGCAUACCUGCCAACUGGACCCAGAGAUGCACUCUCAAAUUGAGUUGACUGUGCAGCGUCUCACCUCAUGUAAUGCAUUUACAUUUAAAUCAGUGAGUGUUUACUGUGUGGCCUGGCUAGGAGGCAAAACCACCUGCUAACCAUUAAUAAACCAUUGUGACCAUCAACCAAACAUACACACACUCACACACAGACUUGAUCACUUUAUUUAGCAGUAGACCUGAAGAACACUAUGCUGUUUGCGUCAGCACUGGGCAAAUACAGUGGGGAAAAAAAGUAUUUAGUCAGCCACCAAUUGUGCAAGUUCUCCCACUUAAAAAGAUGAGAGAGGCCUGUAAUUUUCAUCAUAGGUACACGUCAACUAUGACAGACAAAUUUAGAAAACAAAAUCCAGAAAAUCACAUUGUAGGAUUUUUUAUGAAUUUAUUUGCAAAUUAUGGUGGAAAAUAAGUAUUUGGUCACCUACAAAUAAGCAAGAUUUCUGGCUCUCACAGACCUGUAACUUCUUCUUUAAGAGGCUCCUCUGUCCUCCACUCGUUACCUGUAUUAAUGGCACCUGUUUGAACUUGUUAUCAGUAUAAAAGACACCUGUCCACAACCUCAAACAGUCACACUCCAAACUCCACUAUGGCCAAGACCAAAGAGCUGUCAAAGGACACCAGAAACAAAAUUGUAGACCUGCAACAGGCUGGGAAGACUGAAUCUGCAAUAGGUAAGCAGCUUGGUUUGAAGAAAUCAACUGUGGGAGCAAUUAUUAGGAAAUGGAAGACAUACAAGACCACUGAUAAUAUCCCUCGAUCUGAGGCUCCACGCAAGAUCUCACCCCGUGGGGUCAAAAUGAUCACAAGAACGGUGAGCAAAAAUCCCAGAACCACACGGGGGGACCUAGUGAAUGACCUGCAGAGAGCUGGGACAAAAGUAACAAAGCCUACCAUCAGUAACACACUACGCCGCCAGGGACUCAAAUCCUGCUGCGCCAGACGUGUCCCCCUGCUUAAGCCAGUACAUGUCCAGGCCCGUCUGAAGUGUGCUAGAGUGCAUUUGGAUGAUCCAGAAGAGGAUUGGGAGAAUGUCAUAUGGUCAGAUGAAACCAAAAUAUAACUUUUUGGUAAAAACUCAACUCGUCGUGUUUGGAGGACAAAGAAUGCUGAGUUGCAUCCAAAGAACACCAUACCUACUGUGAAGCAUGGGGGUGGAAACAUCAUGCUUUGGGGCUGUUUUUCUGCAAAGGGACCAGGACGACUGAUCCGUGUAAAGGAAAGAAUGAAUGGGGCCAUGUAUCGUGAAUUUUUAAGUGAAAACCUCCUUCCAUCAGCAAGGGCAUUGAAGAUGAAACGUGGCUGGGUCUUUCAGCAUGACAACGAUCCCAAACACACCGCCCGGGCAACGAAGGAGUGGCUUCGUAAGAAGCAUUUCAAGGUCCUGGAGUGGCCUAGCCAGUCUCCAGAUCUCAACCCCAUAGAAAAUCUUUGGAGGGAGUUGAAAGUCCGUGUUGCCCAGCGACAGCCCCAAAACAUCACUGCUCUAGAGGAGAUCUGCAUGGAGGAAUGGGCCAAAAUUGGGCCAGCAACAGUGUGUGAAAACCUUGUGAAGACUUACAGAAAACGUUUGACCUGUGUCAUUGCCAACAAAGGGUAUAUAACAAAGUAUUGAGAAACUUUUGUUAUUGACCAAAUACUUAUUUUCCACCAUAAUUUGCAAAUAAAUUCAUUAACAAUCCUACAAUGUGAUUUUCUGGAUUAUUUUUUCUCAUUUUGUCUGUCAUAGUUGACGUGUACCUAUGAUGAAAAUUACAGGCCUCUCUCAUCUUUUUAAGUGGGAGAACUUGCACAAUUGGUGGCUGACUAAAUACUUUUUUCCCCACAUUACAUGAUACAGUAUAUACUGAUGAAUGCAUUUGCAAGUAGGAAAUUCGUAUAGCACAGUGGUACAGUAUUAUUCUGGGACUCCCUCUGUGCUCAUAAAAAAGAGGAAAUGUUGCUUAUGCAUAUCGGUAAAAUUAACAAAGCUGUACAUUUGAAAUCAAAGGAGAACUUAUGAUUUGAAAUCCCUGGCUGCAGCUCCAAAGGCAUUUUCAAGUAAAUGUAAUUUCUCAUGGGUCUAGGGCAUGAGAAGUCAAAUAAUCCUUCCACAGAAGGUUUUCUGAAAAUCUGUGCAUGAUUCAACCAGUCUCUUCUCAACUGCUCACAUUGUAGAGGAAUUGUUGUGAACCAUACAUACAGAAACUGUUCCAAAGGAUAGAUUAUAGAGUCAGACACACCUACACACUGCUAACAAUACCAAGUUGGUAUUGCUGAACAGAUGUGUUGGUGUGAAAACUUCAAACCACCCAAAAUAUUAUUGAGUAUUAUGAAAGGACCUGAUUCAUGAGUGGUGAGUGUGUGUGUCUCUCUCUCUCUCUCUCUCUCUCUCUCUGUGUGUGUGUGUGUGUGUGUGUGUGUGUGUGUGUGUGUGUGUGUGUGUGUGUGUGUGUGUGUGUGUGUGUGUGUGUGUGUGUGUGCGCAUGCGUGCGUGCGUGCGUGCGUGCGUGUAUGCUUGCGUGCAUGCGUGCAUGUGUUUUUGUGUUUGGGGUAGGUCUGUUGACCACCACUUUUCCUGCAGUAGCAGAUGGACAGUCAUUUAUAGAACGAGGCUGACUUGAUAAGCUCCUCAACAUGUAUCAACACUUCACAGAACCAUCAUCAGCAUCCUCCUUGGGUGCAUGAUUUGUCACAGAAUAAUGGUACCCUUUAAUCCAGAGCUAAAAUGGUAAUGGUUAGGAUUGAUGCUCAAACAGCAUCAACAGCCAGUUUAUAUUACCAUAGAGUGAACAUGGAAACAUGGAAUAAUGAAAACAUAGUCAAAAUCCUCCACCCAUCAAAUAAUUCCCAACUCACCAGACAUGAAUCUCCCCUUCUGUCCUAAUACUGUUAUCAUGGAUUAGACCCUGUUUAGCAUUACUUUAGCAGCAGCAGUGUAGACAUGCUCUGGACCCGUUUGUGCCUGUUCUCACAUGCUGAUUCCCCAUGUGAUAGACAUACUGUACCAGUCCACUGCACUGCACACAGCAUACGUUGUGCAUACGCUGUUUGCAUAACUCUUAUUGGGUAACUGUGCUGAGUGUGUUGUGAAUGCCAAAUAUUCUGGGAUUUUAUGGAUUGAAAGGGUCACUGUCCAGAUGACUGUUUUUACCAAAUUGACAGAUGCCCAAGACACAUAUUAUCUAAUUAUGCCUAUUGAUGUAUUCUUUCAGAGUCCCUCUUGACUGUGGAUCCCCAUAGACAGUCAGUAGAUAAUGUGACUGUUGCAAAAUGAGUAAUAACUGAUCUUCAUCUGCAUAAUAUGUAUUGAUGACCAACCUUGCAUAUCAAUUGACAACCUCUCUCCAUAAACCUGCCAAGGAUACAGUCUUUGUAAUCAGAUAUCUGUCAGUACACUCCUCUGAGGGGACGUUCCUGUGCGCAGGUCUGCCUGUUUGCCACAAAUCAGGUGCCUAAAUGUUUCAUUAGGGAAUGAGUGUCAACAUGAUCCACUGCUGUCUCCAGAGCUCUUGGGUUAAGGAUGAACAUGUAUCAUUUAGAGAAACACAGUUCUAUAGCACCAACCUAGACUCAGGGGUAGGCGUAACAUAUAUUUUACAUUUUACAUUUUAGUCAUUUAGCAGACGCUCUUAACCAGAGCGACUUACAGGAGCAAUUAGGGUUAAGUGCCUUGCUCAAGGGCACAUCAACGUCAUUUAGCAGACGCUCUUAGCCAGAGCGACUCACAAAUUGGUGCGUUCACCCUAUAGCCAGUGGGAUAACCACUUUACAAUUUGGGGGGGGGGGGGGGGGGGGGGGGGGUUAGAAGGAAUACUUUAGCCUAUCCCAGGUAUUCCUUAAAGAGGUGGGGUUUCAAAUGUCUCCGGAAGGUGGUGAGUGACUCCGCUGUCCUGGCGUCGUGAGGGAGCUUGUUCCACCAUUGGGGUGCCAGAGCAGCGAACAGUUUUGACUGGGCUGAGGGGGAGCUGUGCUUCCGCAGAGGAAGGGGAGCCAGCAGGCCAGAGGUGGAUGAACGCAAUGUCCUCGUUUGGGUGUAGGGACUGAUCAGAGCCUGAAGGUACAGGGGUGCCGUUCCCCUCACUGCUCCAAAGGCAAGCACCAUGGUCUUGUAGCGGAUGCGAGCUUCAAUUGGAAGCCAGUGGAGUGUGCGGAGGAGGGGGGUGACGUGAGAGAACUUGGGAAGGUUGAACACCAGACGGGCUGCGGCAUUCUGGAUGAGUUGUAGGGGUUUAAUGGCACAGGCAGGGAGCCCAGCCAACAGCGAGUUGCAGUAGUCCAGACGGGAGAUGACAAGUGCCUGGACCAGGACCUGCGCCGCUUCCUGUGUAAGGCAGGGUCGCACUCUCCGAAUGUUGUAGAGCAUGAACCUGCAGGAGCGGGUCACCGCCUUGAUGUUGGCGGAGAACGACAGGGUGUUGUCCAGGGUCACGCCUAGGCUCUUCGCACUCUGGAAGGAGGACACAGCGGAGUUGUCUACCGUGAUGGCGAGAUCAUGGAACGGGCAGUCCUUCCCGGGGAGGAAGAGCAGCUCCGUCUUGCCAGGGUUCAGCUUGAGGUGGUGAUCCGUCAUCCAUACUGAUAUGUCUGCCAGACAUGCAGAGAUGCGAUUCGCCACCUGGUGAUCAGAAGGGGGAAAGGAGAAGAUUAGUUGUGUAUCGUCAGCGUAGCAAUGAUAGGAAAGGCCAUGUGAGGAUAUGACAGAGCCAAGUGACUUGGUGUAUAGGGAGAAAAGGAGAGGGCCCAAAACCGAUCCCUGGGGGACACCAGUGGUGAGAGCACGUGGUGCGGAGACAGCUUCCCGCCACGCCACUUGGUAGGAGCGACCGGUCAGGUAGGACGCAAUCCAGGGCACUCCAAUUAGUAUGAUAUGUUCGGUUUUGUAUGGUAAGUAUUGAUUUGUUUCGUAUGAUCCAUUUCAUAUGAUAUGUUACGAAUUCCAAUUUGUUGUGGCUAAUGUUAGCUAGGUGACGAAGGUGGCUAAUGCUAAUGCUAACGUUAGCUAGGUGGCUAAUGUUAGCUAGGCUAGGGGUUAGAGUUAGGGGUUCUGUACAAGUGCAGUGAAAUGUCUUUCUUGCUGCAAGCUCCAAACCCAACAAUGCAGUAAUCAAUAUCAAUGUAGCACUAAAUGUAACAUAAGAUAGAACAAAAACACACAAUAAAUAAAAAUAAGAAAUAAGAAGUACACAAGAAAGUAAGAAGCUAUAUACAGGGUCAGUUCCAAUACCACAUUUACAAGCUACCUAUUGUUUUUUUCCCCCUUUUUAUUUAUGAAUUGUACACUGGUCAACAAAUGUAUGUCUGUGCAGGGAUACUGAACUGAUAGAGGUAGAUAUGUAUGGGGUAAGGUGACUAGGCAUCAGGAUAUAUGAUAAACAGAGUAGCAGCAGCGUAAACGAUGAUUGUAUGUGAGUGUGUGUGUGCGUGAGUGUAGAGUCAGUACAAAUGUGUGUGCAUGUUAUGUGCAUGUUGGAGUGUCAGUGUGCGUGAGUGUGUAGAGUCCUGUGAGUGUGCAUAAAGACAGUGCAAAAACUAAAAUAAUAUACAAGGGUCAACUCAGAUACUCUGUGUAGCAAUCUUAUGGCUUGGGGAUAGGGUUAGGUUAGGGUUAAGGUUAGGGUUAAGGUUAGGGUUAGGAGUUAGGUUAAAGGGUUAGGGUUAGGGGAAGGGUUAGCUAACAUUCUUAGUAGUUGCAAAGUAGCUAAAAAGUAGUAAGUUGUUGCAAAGUUGCUAAUUAGCUAAAAUGCUAAAGUUGUCCAAGAUUAGAUUUGAACACGCAACCUUUUGGUUGCUAAAUGUUUGCGUUAUAUGUCUACCCAUCCACCCCAACCAACCAACCAACCAACCAACCAACCACCCUACUUUAGUUUUUGCCUUAAAGGUAUACUUCGGGAUCUACUUCCCCAGAGUCAGAUGAACUCGUGGAUACCAUUUUUAUGUCUCUGCAUGCAGUUUGAAGGAGGUUUCUAACUAGCGCUAGCAGAUACCCAUAGACUUCCAGUCAUUGCACUAACGCUAGUUAGCAUUGGCUCGCAUAACUACCUCUGACUUCCUUCUUACUGGACACAGAGACAUAAAAAUGGUAUCCACCAGUUCAUCUGACUCCAACAACGCCAAAAUCCCGAUGUAUCCCUUUAAGUAACCUUCUGUCUUAUGUAACCAUACCAAACGUAACAUAUCAUACUAAUUUGAGUGCCCUGGAUUUAUAUUUACUAUGUUACGUCUAGUCUAUGAGACCAGGCUGAUACCACAGUGGCCAGCUGGGUAACAGGAGCCACAGCCAUUCACAGGGCAGGCCAGAGCAGGGCAUAGCAGGGCAGGGCGGCUUAGCUCCCAUGGGUCCCAUGGGCCAGUGUCUGAGGCCUAAUGUGACACAGCUAUCAACACUGUUCAUGAUCCACAGCUCAUGUGACUGGGUCAAUGUCUACAUUUUCCUUCACAGCCUAUCAGGUAACUCCACAGAGAGCUGUUACCACACUGCAUGAGCAGAUCUGUAAAUAUGACGUCACUGUGAAUUCACUGGCUUUCCACAUCACUGUCUCAUAUUAUAUUCAGUACGCAGUUAACAUUGCAUUACAUUACAAAAUCAUCAACUGUCUUUGCCUCGGGCAUGGACGUCAGGGAAAAUGUAUUAUUUCACUUACAUGAGAAGAGAGUGUAUUUGACCUUGGCCAUUUAAUGUUUAUUUAACAUUGAAAAAAUAAUGCAAGCUGACUAUGAAGUGUCUAGCUUAGCAAGCAAUCAAAAAAGUUCUACGUUAUGAGUAAUACAUGUCUAAAUGGCAAGCGUAACAUUCUGAGCAAAGAAAUAUCAAGCUAGUGCUUUAUACAGCUGUGGAUUUUGUGUCUGUUCUUGUGUGUGCUUGUGUGUGUUGAAUGAGCCAUGCUAGAUGUUUGUGCUGGGAGUAUCCCCAUGUGACUAUGAGAUCACUGAGUCCCUGUGCAAAAGGUAAACCACUCCUGAUUUGAAUGACUCACACUUGGCCUCACUGUCACAUGAAGGGUUGUCACUUUGUGCAUUCAGACACUCUACCCCAUCUCUAUUUGUCUCUUCCCACUCUCUAUCUCCCUCUGACUCUCUGUUCUUCUUUUUCUUUGAUUUCUUCUCUGUGAUUGUCUUUGAGUAAUUCUCCGCUCUCUCCCCUCUGAGUGAUAAUGUCUCUUUCUCUCUGCUGCAUUUUUUACUGAAUUACAAUCAGUCAGACUCAAAUGAGGGACUCUGGGAUGCUUGUGCACCUGAUACAAAAGGCUACCAUAAAGCAAGGACCAUCCUAUAAUUCAUCUGCAACCACUGGAUUCCCUGAUCUGUUUGUAAUCCCUGGAAAUUGCAAAAACAUGUAUAGAAAGUAAAAAAGCCCAUUCCAUAGUUUAAUUGGGAAUUAUGAGAUAAUUGCCUUCAUGCCACGGGUCCAUGUAAUAAUUCUCACUCUGCUAUCGACAUUGGAAUAAAUCACGACAGCCACUGUGGUGUUGAAGUGGGAGGAGACAAUCCUCCGAUAUCAGCCUGCGACAGCCAGCUAGAUCAACCACCCAGGAGACAGGAAGUGGGUUACAAAUGGACAGCCAAGGCAAGGCGCUGUAAUCCUGAUUGUAAUCCAUCACGAGGCGACACUAGCUGUAACCAACCAUGUGGUUGCCCAUACCUGGACCUGCUGGCCAACCGGAUUGGUUUCUAGCUGUAUCAUAUUCUGGAUUACACUAUAUUGGUGCACCUUACUCUCGAGGCCCAUAUGUAUGGUGAUAGCAGUCAUAGACUAUGGCUAUUGGUGGAAAUAAGAUAUUGCUCUGGCAAUGAUUGAGAAUUUGGUCCACUAGCCUCUUAAGACUACAGUGGCCGAUUUCGGGCACCAGAUUUACUGGUAAUUACUGAUAAUAUGUUUACAUGACGUAUUUGAUUCAUUUCCCACAGUUUUAUAAGUCAGAACAAUAAAAACUAGACAGUUCCAGGACAAAAAGAGGCUUCUCUGUUGAAAAUAAACUCUAGACCACCUUUACUCCACACACAGAGACGCGUACAAAGCUCUCCCUCGUCCUCCCUCGCCCUCCAUUUGGCAAAUCUGACCAUAAUUCCAUUCUCCUGAUUCCUGCUAAUAAGCAAAAACGAAAGCAGGAAGCACCAGUGACUCGGUUAAUAAGAAGUGGUCAGAUGACGCAGAUGCUAAGCUACAGGACUGUUUUGCUAGCACAGACUGGAAUAUGUUCCGGGAUUCUUCCGAUGGCAUUGAGGAGUACACCACAUAAGUCACUAGCUUCAUCAAUAAGUGCAUCGAUGAUGUCGUCCCCACAGUGACUGUACGUACAUACCCCAACCAGAAGCCAUGGAUUACAGGCAACAUCCGCACUGAGCUAAAGGGUAGAGCUGCCGCUUUCAAGGAGCGGGACUCUAUCCCGGACACUUAUAAGAAAUCCCACUAUGCCCUCCGACGAACCAUCAAACAGGCAAAGAGUCAAUACAGGGCUAAGAUCGAAUCGUACUACACCGGCUCCGACGCUCGUCGGAUGUGGCAGGGCUUGCAAACUAUUACAGACUACAAAGGGAAGCACAGCCACGAGCUGCCCAGUGACACAAGCCUACCAGACGAGUUAAAUCACUUCUAUGCUCGCUUCGAGGCAAGCAACACUGAAGCAUGCAUGAGAGCAUCAGCUGUUCCGGAUGACUAUGUGAUCACGCUCUCCGUAGCCGAUGUGAAUAAGACUUUUAAGCAGGUCAACAUUCACAAGGCCGCAGGUCCAGACGGAUUACCAGGACAUGUAUUCUGAGCAUGUGCUGACCAACUGGCAAGUGUCUACACUGACAUUUUCAAUAUGUCCCUGACUGAGUCUGUAAUACCAACAUGUUUCAAGCAGACCACCAUAGUCCCUGUGCCCACGAACACUAAGAUAACCUGCCUAAAUGACUACCGAGCCAUAGCACUCACGUCUGUAGCCAUGAAGUGCUUUGAAAGGCUGGUCAUGGCUCACAUCAACACCAUUAUCCCAGAAACCCUAGACCCACUCCAAUUUGCAUACCGCCCCAACAGAUCCACAGAUGAUGCAAUCUCUAUUGCACUCCACACUGCCCUUUCCCACCUGGACAAGAGGAACACCUGCUAUUCAUUGACUACAGCUCAGCAUUCAACAAAAUAGUGCCCUCAAAGCUCAUCACUAAGCUAAGGAUCCUGGGACUAAACACCUCCCUCUGCAACUGGAUCCUGGACUUCCUGACGGGCCACCCCCAGGUGGUAAGGGUAGGUAACAACACAUCUGCCAUGCUGAUCCUCAACACAGGGGCCCCUCAGGGGUGUGUGCUCAGUCCCCUCCUGUACUCCCUGUUUAACCAUGACUGCAUGGCCAGGCACGACUCCAACACCAUCAUUAAGUUUGCCGAUGGUAGGCCUGAUCACCGACAACGAUGAGACAGCCUAUAGGGAGGAGGUGGUGCCAGGAUAACAACCUCUCCCUCAACCUGAUCAAGACAAAGGAGAUGAUUGUGGACUACAGGAAAAAAAAGAGGACUGAGCACGCCCCCAUUGUCAUCGACAGGGCUGUAGUGGAACAGGUUGAGAGCUUCAAGUUCCUUGGUGUCCACAUCACCAACAAACUAUCAUGGUCCAAACACACCAAGACAGUUGUGAAGAGGGCACGACAAAGCCUAUUCCCCCUCUGGGGACUGAAAAGACUUGGCAUGGGUCCUCAGAUCCUCAUAACUUUCUACAGCUGCACCAUCGAGAGCAUCCUGAUUGGUUGCACCACCGCCUGGUAUGGCAACUGCUCGACCUCCGAUAAUAAGGCACUACAGAGGGUAGUGCGUACGGCCCAGUACAUCACUGGGGCCAAGAUUCCUGCCACCCAGGACCUCUAUACCAGGAGGUGUCUGAGGAAGGCCCUAAAAAUGGUCAAAGACUCCAGCCACCCUAUUCAUAGACUGUUCUCUCUGCUACCGCAUGGCAAGUGGUACCAGAGUGCCAAGUCUAUGUCCAAACGGCUUCUUAACAGCUUCUACCCCCAAGCCAUAAGAUUCCUGAACAGCUAAUCAUGGCAACCCAGACUAUUUGCAUUGUCCCCCCCACCCCACCCCAUGCUGCUGCUACUCUGUUUAUUAUCUCUGCGUAUUCACUUUAACUAUACUCACAUGUACAUAUUACCUCAAUUACCUCGACUAACCGGUGCCCCCGCACAUUGACUCUGUACCGGUACCCCCUGUAUAUAGCCUCCCUACUGUUCUUCUAUUUUAUUGCUGCUCUUAAAUUAUUUGUUAUUAAAUGUUUUAUUUAUUUUUACUUUUUUCUUUCUUAAAUCUGCAUUGUUGGUUAAGGGUUUGUAAGUAAGCAUUUCACUAUAAGGUCUACACCUGUUGUAUACGGCGCAUUUGGCAAAUACAAUUUGAUUUGAUUUGAAUAAAGGUAUCUCUGGCUCCAUCUAGUGGUUGGCUGCGUCAUUACAAUCAAUUUUGUUAUCUCUUUGCUACUUCACGUCCUUAGAAAAGCAGCUAUUUAUGUUGACUCGCUCAUUACACAGACUAGACACUGGAUUUCUAUGGAACAGGCGUUUCUAAAUAUAUAACUUUCAUAGCUGUACGAUAAAGAAUGCCACCUACACAGUCGUGACCUAAACCUAAAAUACGUAAAAAAUGUAUUUAGGCAACAACAAAAAAAUAUUUUACGUCUCCUUGUCGAUAGGGUGGACACACUGAAUAAAUGGCCAAAUGUUGAUUUAGAUGUUCACAAAUGUCACACAUUUUUACUAUCACUAAUGUCGUGAUAUUUUGGGUAAAGUAAUAAAAAGGUAGAUUUUCCUAAAACUGAUUGUAACUAUAUAUAGACAUACUAUACCGUACGAAAUGGCUCGUUCAUUCGCAUGUCAUGAAUUCACUAUGAUAUCAUCAAAGUUGUAUAUGGUUUAUCAUACUUUUAUUCUGUACUAGAUCAUAUGGGUUGAAAAGUGUUUUUUUCUCAGACAUAAAUAAAUAAUUCCAGGUGAAAGCCAGUGUCCAUAAGCCUCCUUGCUAUAUUGAUUAAUACAGCCAUAGCAAAACAGUGCAAAACGGAUGUCAGCUCAAGAGGCUAGCUGUUCUGUCUCGUAAAAUCUGCACAUAAUAACUUUGUGGCUUAAGGUAUAGAGGCCAUUUACAGAGACUGUAAUCCUAGCACCCAGAACCAAAUCUUAUCAGUCUGUCACAAGAAACUACAGAGCCUGUUAGAGACAGGAACUAAGGGAUCUGUCUGUCAUUUAUAGGAGAUCAAACUAGGAUGUUUGUCUCAGAGACAGAUGGUAUUUUGGAGAUCGUCCCAGUCAGAAUUAUCAUGUCAGAAUUAUAUAACAGGGAAGAUCUGUGUAACAGGUGUCUACUGAAGCUUAGUGUAUGUACAGGAAAUCACACUAAUAUUUGACUGCGGGCAGUGUUCAAAUAUUGGAUUUUAUUUCUGUUAAAACAUUUUAGUCAUUUAGCAGACGCUCUUAUCCAGAGCGACUUACAGUUAGUGAGUGCACACAUUUAUAUUUUUAUUUUUUCAUACUGGCCCCCCGUGGGAAUCAAACCCACAACCCUGGCGUUGCAAACGCCAUGCUCUACCAACUGAGCUACAUCCCUGCCGGUCAUUCCCUCCCCUACCCUGGACGACACUGGGCCAAUUGUGCGCCGUCCCAUGGGUCUCCUGGUCGCGGCCGGCUACGACAGAGUACGUUUUGUUAUGGUUUCAACUGCUGAUUGCUGUUUUAAAUAAAUGGUAAUACCAUAAUACUGCUCCAUUUGCAAAAUAAUUAAGGCCUAUCAUUUCGGUUUAAACUGAUUUCACCCAUUUUCAGUCAUUUCCACAUACCAAAAAAGUGUCUGUGGCUUCCUGCAUAAUGUAUAAAAUAACGUGUUAACCACGAGAUAAUCAGUACAGGUUAAAAAUAUCCGCUGUCAUCUGAGCAGGGAUUCAUAGUGCUGGGGGAAAAUGGGGCCUGUCGUCUUGCCCCACUGGGAGCAGGAUCAAGUUAAUAUCAGUAACUCCAACAGGACCCUGUUAAACAGGCAAAAAUUGAUCUCCAAUCUCAUUAAUCAAUGUGUAGGGUGAUGCUGGUACAGAGUGGCCUGAUGCUAGGGAAGAGUGGCCAGAGAGACAGGCCAAUCUUAGAGCCUAAGGCUGGGUCUCCUGGGUGAUGAGUUUGCCAUGCAAAGUGCAGUGUGAAUAUAAAUAGAGGCCAUUCAUCUCUUACUCAAGUGGACAACACAGCUGGUCUUAGCAAUGUAUACGAUCCCAAAACUAUACCCAACUCCUCUCAACUUUGAGUUGAAUUGAUAUGCAGCCACUUUAUAAAUGUAUUGGGCUGUCCAGGUGAACUUUCCAUCUGACCAUGUAAUCCCAUUUUAAACACCUAUAAUAUUUAGGUGGUACUGUACUAUACUGUAGUGAAAAAGUUUACAACAUGGUUAGGUGUAAGUUGUCAUUUGAUUUUAUUUGAUUUAUUAGGAUCCCCAUUAGCAGACACCAAUGGUGACAGCUAGUCUUACUGGGGUCCUGCACUUCAAAGAGUUAUGCAGAACAGCAUUGACACACUUUUAAAUGAGUGGAGCAUAUGGUGGAUGAUGUAACAUAUUAAUUUGAGCCUUACGUUUAUGAAACAUAUUUUUUAAAACAGCAUUACGCCACACUGCAUGGAUGGCAAGUUCUAAAGCAGAGUGGAUUGUAAUGUUGACAGCAGAACAUGCUGCUACAAUCUGGGCUGUCUGUGUGUGAGAGCGUGUGUGUGUGUUUGUGAGAGAGUGCGGGAAAACGUAUGUCCAUGCAUGCUUUGGCAUGUGGCAACGGUAAGUAUCCACCCACCUUCACUAGGUUUCCUUUCUGCCCACCUGUGAGUUAACAUUUGCAUCGAUAUGUCUAGCUUUUUCAUCCCAGUGUAAAGAGGCAAUUUAUUUACUGUACAUACGGUUGUCCUCCCAAGUGGCCAACCAUGUAAUUUUAUACCUUUGCUAGGGGUUCUCAUUCUUAAACAGUGUUGAUAAUAGUCUGUGCUGUGCAAUAUUGAGGGGAGAAAGGGAUAUGGUCAACUAUACAGCGAUGACAUUGUAGAGGUCAGAGGUCAAUAAGAGUGUCAGUGUCGGUGACUAACCAGUGCCCUGCAGAGCUUGUUUUAGACAACUAUAAAAAUGCAUUUCAAGCAAAACAGCCACUUUGUAUCAAAUCAGUUUGCAACCUCAUGUGUACUUUAGUCAGAUAUGUUUCCCUACAAGUUUAACAAAUCAAAUCAAAGUUUAUUGGUUGUGUAGACAGUUUUGCAGAUGUUAUCGCAGAUGCAGCAAAAUGCUUAUCUCCAACAGUGCAGCAAUAUCUAGCAAUACAAUAACAAUACACACAUAAUCCAAACGUUUUUUUUUAAAGAACAAGAAAUGGAGUCCUAUCAGAUCGAGCAAUGUCAGAGUCCGGAAUAUAAAUAUGCAGUAUGUGUAAUGGUGUGUAUUGACAGUAUGGACAGUAUAUGAAUAGAAAAGGUGUGUACAGCAGUAGUUAUAAAGGAUGAGCCAUGACUAGAAUACAGUAUAUAGAUAUAAAGUGUGUAAAACAGUAUGUAAACAUUAUUGAAGUGACCAGUGUUCAAUGACUCUAUGUACAUGGGGCAGCAGGCUGUAAGGUGCAGGGUAGAGUACCGGGUGGUAGCCGGCUAGUAACAGUGUCUAAGGUUCAGGGCAGGCUAGUGAUGACUGUUUAACAGUCUGAUGGCCUGGAGAUAGAAGCUGUUCAUCAGUCUCUCUGUACCAGCUUUGAUGCACAUGUACUGUCUCCGCCUUCUAGAUGGUAGCGGGGUGAACAGGCCGUGGCUUAGGUGGCUGAGGUCCUUGAUGAUCUUCUUGGCCUUCCUGUGACACCGGGUGCUGUAGAUGUCCUGGAGGGCAGGCAGGCAGUGUGCCCCCGAUGAUGCGUUGGGCUAAUCGCACCACCCUCUGGAGAGCCCUGCGGUUGCGGGCGGUGCUUUUGCCAAACCAGGCGGUGAUACAGCCCGACAGAAUGCUCUCGAUGGUACAUCUGUAGAAGUUCAAGAGGGUCUUAGGUGCCAAGCCAAAUGUAUUCAGCCUCCUGAGGAUGAAGAGGCGCUGUUGAGCCUUCUUCACCACGCUGUAGGUGUGAAGGGACCAAUUCAGGUCCUCAGUGAUGUGCACGCCAAGGAACUUGAAGCUUUUUACCUUCUUCACUGCAGCCCUGUCAGUGUGGAUGGGGGCGUGCUCUCUCUGCUGUCUCCUGUAGUCCGUGAUCAGCUCCUUCGUAAACAGCCAUGAUUGUAAUUUAGCACACAAUACAGGAGCUAAUUAGACCAAUUAAUCAGCUGUUUAACAAUGUAGUGUUGUCAACCAACAUUAUUGCAGCAACGAAUGUCAAGAGGCUUGUUUGUUCAUUACUUUGCAUUGCUAUUCUAGACAGCAUAAGAAGCAACAAGGUAGUAGAGGAAUGAAGGCAGUAUUAGCUCAGCUGGCAAUGAAAUCCUGAAUUGCAAGUGCAUAUUGUAGUAUGAUAAGGUUGUUUGAAGUUGCCAAAAUACAUUAUAGCAUUUUAAUCUGUUCAGCUUUGGGAGUUGUGUAGCCAAGCCACCUGAAAAUCACUCUCACACAGCACAGAGCUGAAAGCCUUCCAUUUGCGGAGGUAGAAUCAGCGGAACUACUACAGCCUGUAAUCUAGCCAGCUCUCUCGUCUCACGUAAUGUUAUCCCAUCAGCACAGCAAAGGGCAUGUCAACGGCACUUUAAAUAUUUACUCACUGUUAACAAAUUGGUUCAGUGAGGCGAUGAUCCACAGCUCAUGUAACCUUGGGACUCAGACUUAAGAAUAAUGACGUUACAAUGGAAAAAACCAAUGAUUUGAUCUUCCCUAAAAAUGAGUGUGAUGAGUGAAAAUGAACCUUGAAAUCCAGAAUAUGUUGUCAUCAUAGCCACGGGUAGAUGUUUUGAGUUGGGGGCGCAUUUGCGAAGUGGCAUACAGUUGAGCAGACAAGUUUUUAGGAUUUUAGGAAAGUAGCCACCCUUUGCCUUGAUGACAGCUUUGCACACUCUUGGCAUUCUCUCAACAAGCUUCACCUGGAAUGCUUUUCCAACAGUCUUGAAGGAGUUCCCACAUAUGCUGAGCACUUGUUGGCUGCUUUCCUUCACUCUGCGGUCCAACUCAUCCCAAACCAUCUCAAUUGGGUUGAGGUUGGGUGAUUGUGGAGGCCAGGUCAUCUGAUGCAGCUCUCCAUCACACUCCUUCUUGGUCAAAUAGCCCUUACACAGCCUGGAGGUGGGUUGGGUCAUUGUCCUGCUGAAAAACAAAUGAUAGUCCCACUGAGCGCAAACCAAAUGGGAUGGCGUAUCGCUGCAGAAUGCUGUGGUAGCCAUGCUGGUUAAGUGUGCCUUGAACUCUAAAUAAAUCACAGACAGUGUCACCAGCAAAGCACCCCCACACCAUCACAUCUCCUCCUCCAUGCUUCACGGUGGGACCACACAUGCAGAGUUCAUCCGUUCACCCACUCUGCGUCUCACAAAGACACAGCGGUUGGAAGCAAAAAUCUCAAAUUUGGACUCAUCAGACCAAAGGCCAGAUUUCCACAGGUCUAAUGUCCAUUGCUCAUGUUUCUUGGCCCAAGCAAGUCCCUUCUUCUUAUUAGUGUCCUUUAGUAGUGGUUUCUUUGCAGCAAUUCGACCAUGAAGGGCUGAUUCACACAGUCUCCUCUGAACAGUUGAUGUUGAGAUGUGUCUGUUACUUGAACUCUGUGAAGCAUUUACAGUGGCUUGCGAAAGUAUUCACCCCCCUUGGCAUUUGUCCUAUUUUGUUGUCUUACAACCUGGAAUUAAAAUUGAUUUUUGGGGGGUUUGUAUCAUUUGAUUUACACAACAUACCUACCACUUUGAAGAUGAAAAAUAUGUUUUAUUGUGAAACAUACAAGAAAUAAGAAAACUUGAGCGUGCGUAACUAUUCACCCCCCCCCCCCCCCCCCCCCCCCCCCCCAAAGUCAAUACUUUGUAGAGCCACCUUUUGCAGCAAUUAGAGCUGCAAGUGAGGUAUGUCUCUAUAAGCUUGGCACAUCUAGCCACUGGGAUUUAAGCCCAUUCUUUAAGGAAAAACUGCUCCAGCUCCUUGAAGUUGGAUGGGUUCCGCUGGUGUACAGCAAUCUUUAAGUCAUGCCACAGAUUCUCAAUUGGAUUGAGGUCUGGGCUUUGACUAGGCCAUUCCAAGACAUUUAAAUGUUUCCCCUUAAACCACUCAAGUGUUGCUUUAGCAGUAUGCUUAGGGUCAUUGUCCUGCUGGAAGGUGAUCCUCCGUCCCAGUCUGAAAUCUCUGGAAGACUGAAACAGGUUUCCCUCAAGAAUUUCCCUGUCUUUAGCGCCAUCCAUCAUUCCUUCUAUUCUGACCAGUUUCCAAGUCCCUGCCGAUGAAAAACAUCCCCACAGCAUGAUGCUGCCACCACAAUGCUGGUGGAUGGUGUUCUCGGGUUGAUGAGAGGUGUUGGGUUUGCGCCAGACAUAGCGUUUCCUUGAUGGCCAAAAAGCUAAAGUUUAGUCUCAUCUGACCAGAGAACCUUCUUCCAUGUGUUUGGGGAGUCUCCCACAUUUUUUUCUUUAAGCCAUGGCUUUGUUCUGGCCACUCUUCCGUAAAGCCCAGCUCUGUGGAGUGUACGGCUUAAAGUGGUCCUAUGGAUAGAUAUUCCAAUCUCCGCUGUGGAGCUUUGCAGCUCCUUCAGGGUUAUCUUUGGUCUAUUUGUUGCCUCUCUGAUUAAUGCGUCCUUGCCUGGUCCGUGAGUUUUGGUGGGUGGCCCUCUCUUGGCAGGUUUGUUGUGGUGCCAUAUUCUUUCAAUUUUUUGAAUAAUUUUUAAUGGUGCUCCGUGGGAUGUUCAAAGUUUCAGAUAUUUUUUUUAUAACCCAACGCUGAUCUGUACUUCUCCACAACUUUGUCCCUGACCUGUUUGGAGAGCUCCUUGGUAUUCAUGGUGCCGCUUGCUUUGUGGUGCCCCUUGCUUAGUAGUGUUGCAGACUAUGGGGCCUUUCAGAACAGGUGUAUAUAUACUGAGAUCGUGUGACAGAUCAUCUGACACUUAAAUUGCACAAAGGUGGACUUUAUUUAACUCAUUUUGUGACUUCUGAAGGUAAUUGGUGUCACCAGAUCUUAUUUAGGGGCUUCAUAGCAAAGGGGGUGAAUACAUGUGCACGCACCACUUUUCCGUUAUUUAUUUUUUAGAAAUUUUUGAAAUAAGUUAUUUUUUUCAUUUCACUUCAAAUGAAAUGGACAUACACACUUUUUGUGUAUGUCCAUUACAUGAAAUCCAAAUAAAAAUCCAUUUAAAUUACAGGUUGUAAUGCAACAAAAUAGGAAAAACGCCAAGGGGGAUGAAUACUUUUGCAAGGCACUGUAUUUGGGCUGCAAUCUGAGGUGCAAUUAACUCUAAUGAACGUAUCCUCUGCAGCAGAGGUAACUCUUUGUCUUCCUUUCCUGUGGCGGUUCUCAUGAGAGCCAGUUUCAUCAUAGCGCUUGAUGGUUUUUGCAACUGCACUUGAAGAAACUUUCAAAGUUCUUGAAAUGUUCCGUAUUGACUGACCUUCCUGUCUUAAAGUAAUGAUGGACUGUCAUUUCUCUUUGCUUAUUUGAGCUGUUCUUGCCAUAAUAUGGACUUGGUUUUUUACCAAAUAGGGCUAUCUUCUGUAUACCACCCCUACAUUGUCACAACACAACUGAUUGGCUCAAACGCAUUAAAUUCCACAAAUUAACUUUUAAGAAGCACAUCUGUUAAUUGAAAUGCAUUCCAGGGACUACCUCAUGAAGCUGGUUGAGCGAAUGUGUGCAAAGCUGUCAUCAAGGCAAAAUGUGGCUACUUUGAUGAUUCUCAAAUAUAUGUUUAACACUUUUUUGGUUACUACAUGAUUCCAUAUGUGUUAUUUCAUAGUUUUGAUGUCUUCACUAUUAUUCUACAAAGUAGAAAAUAGUAAUAAUAAAGACAAACCCUGGAAUGAGUAGGUGUGUCCAAACUUUUGACUGGUACUUUAUCUUUUUUUAUAUUAAUAUUAUACAGCGGACAUCUAAUACCUAUGCAUGCAAUGCCCUGAUACAUUUAGUGCUCAAAUCUCUGACAGCUGAACUGUAAAGUGGACAAUUAUUGUUUCAGGAAAUUAAAAACCAAUUAAACAAUAGGCUAUAAAGUUUUGCAUAUGCUACAUUUGUUAUAGGCUGUUUUUAAGGACAUUAAAUGUGGCUCAUUUGGCCAAUAGCUCUCGUUUAUUGAUGGUGCUGGCGACGUGGGUUGACACCCUUAUAAGUCAUGGAUGACCGGUACAUUUCUCAAAUGUCUGAUCAAUUCAUUUUUUUCUUGUCCAGCACCUAACGGAAACCCUGGCUACAAAAUAAACUUUCCAGUGACAUUGACUCACCCAAUGAUGAAGAUGAAGCAUAGGCUACUCACCCAUGAUGGCUGAUGGGCGUGAGAUAAGCUACUUUGAAAAACAGUGCUGUUUGCUCAGAAUUUCUCUAUUUUUAGCUUCUACAGACAGAUUAGUCUUCUCUUUUCAGCAGUAGGCAUUUGCUUUCCAAACAGUAGGCCUAUAUUUGUGAGAGGCAACCUGACAUCCGCAACCAACCAUAGAAAUAUAAUCCAUAGAUUGCAGUUCCCAUUCAAGUCAGGACUGGCUGCCAUUGCUAGUGUACCCAUGAGUUUAAGUGUCAAAGUGCCAGGGUUAGAGGUUCCAAAAACCUUCUAUGGAUUAUAUAUGUGACCACAACGCAACAAGCUGUUCUAUAUUUGGCACGCAUGCUGCCCAAAUUGCAGCCUUCCUGACUGUAAGUGCUUCUGACAAAAUGUAAUCCACAACUAUUUCUUAGAAACUAUUGAUCAACUGUAGCUAAAUUACGCUCUCUGAUGUAGUAUUUUGAAUAAUUUUAUUCAUGUCUGUUCAGACAGGAGUAAUUAUUUUUUACAGCCUAAUUUUGGCAAAAGUAUUUCAAUUUAUCAGGGGGUGCAGCACCCCCAGCACCCCUACUUCCCGCGGCUAUGGUUGUCAUUGAUGUUUUCAUAGAGAUUCUGCAGGAGUGGUAAACGAUAUGUUGAAGUGACUGGGACACUGGCGAGCAUGACAGACCGAUUUAUAAUGCUUACAUCUUGAGAUGAGUUCAGUGAAGGUGCUCCUUGCCUCCGGCUGUUCCAGCAAUGCAGUAAAUAAAAACCAGAGGUUAUUCCAAGUGAUUUGUCUGGUUAAUUGACUUCUAUUUACCCUCAAGGAUCAUAAUUCAUAGAAUUUGAAAAGAAUCCAGACAUUCCAUUUAAUAAAGAAGACGUAAUAAAACGUGUCUUGGAAUAACAAAAGCUAUUUCUAAGUUAUUGCAUCUAGAGGUCAAAAUCUUGAGAGUUUCUGUUAUUUGUGAAGGUUAAUAUAAUAAUUUCUGCCAGAGGGACAGUUUGUUUUACAUAAUGAUAAUGAUAAUGGGGGCUCUAUGGCUGGGUUUUCUGUCUGGUCCUAAACAUAUCCCCCUUCUUUGUCCCCUUGUAGGAGUGGAGGGCAUAGAGUGUUCACUACCCAUGGACGGCAGACGGGUGUCCCUGAGCCAGCUCUCACAGGACAGCUUCCGGGAGUGUCAGAUCACCCUUACCUUAACAGACUUACUCAUCAUCAUCUUCUCUGGCAUCUCUGUGUCUGUAGUGGCAAUCAUGACCAGCUUUUUCCUAGCCUCCAUUGUCCACUGUUUCCAGCGCACGAGCAAAACCUCUAAGGGAGAUGAGGAGGAGAGUGAGGAGUGA